Molecule: messenger RNA, 1344 nt
Organism: Frieseomelitta varia
Lineage: Eukaryota; Metazoa; Arthropoda; Insecta; Hymenoptera; Apidae
Exons: 3
Coding region: 80-1117 (345 amino acids)
Source: RefSeq, a predicted model, not a curated record
UAGAUUUCCAAUGUGACGCACAGCACGGACAAAAGGGCGAUUUUCGUCCGUAAAAAAAAAAAAAAAUCUCAUUUUCCCUAUGGCAAUCAUUCGACCCAGGUUCAAAAUUUCCGGUGUAAUGUCGUUAAAGGAAAAUGGGCACCAGGUACCGUUGUUCAACAGCUGUUCGUUGAUCCAAUCCGUGCUAAAGCGAAACGUCAGAUGGUUUUGGUUCCGGAAGUCGAAGGAUCGGCCGAUCGAACGUGGCGCAAGCCGCUGUGGAGAACACUUGCCACCACCCAUGGAUCUCGUUUGCAGGGGCAGUCCCUCCAGGUGUCUCGAAUUUGAGAGAGCUGAAAAGAAAGCAAAGGGUGGGUUCUUUCGUUUUAAAAAGCAACCAGAGACGCCAGGGGACAAGCCAAGCAAUUGCAAGAAAGAGGAGAAACCUUCCAAGGAAGAGAGGUUCACUUGGCGGGAGACGAUGUUUGGCCCAAGAUCCAAGAAACUUUGGCCUGACCCAUGCACCUGCAGGUUGGCUCAGAGAGAGAGGAAGAAGAUGAGAACGCGUGAUCCAAGACUGCGCGAUCCGCGAUACCAGCAAACCAAUGGGGACGUUUUUCUGUACACAGUGCCAACGAGACGACGCUCGGUAUCUUCUUGUUUGGAGCCACAACCGAAACCUCCGCCAGCCUACAUGAUGCCCAAAGCAGCGUUUGUCAAGCUGAUGGCCGAUAAUUCUUACGUGACGCUGCUUAAUCGCCAGGCUAUCGCGCAAAGACAUGACAUUGAGAAAAGUAUGCAAUUAGAACUGCGUAGCCUACCGUACGAAGAAUUAAGACCGCCAGAAAGACAGAGAAAACCAUUCUGUUCUCAAUUAGGAAUUCAAUCGGAAAACGUACCUCCGCCGGUAAACAGAGACCUGCAUUAUUACGGAGGUGAUGUUCGACGACAAUCGGUCCAGGAACCUAACCUGUCAAACAAGUUGAAAUCUUUGCAAACAAAUCAAAAGAAAUUACCCGAUAUUAGAAGCAAUUUGGAUCCUCCGAUUGGAAAGCGAUCUAGAAUAGAGCAGUUGAAAAUCCUCGUUAGACAGAAAGACGUGUCUCCCGUUGUCCAUUGUUCCUUCGAUACCGAUUGACUCGCUACGACGAAACAACCGUGCGAAUUCGAAAUGUCAACCGAAGAGUAGACGUCGUUCAAUGUCGAAGAACUGAAAGAACUCUGUAUUUAUCUUCAAAUAAAAAUGGUCGAAAUUCAAUAUGUGGAAUAUUUAUCAUUUUGUUGAUGAUAUACUCAGUCUCAAAGAUAAGACGCGUGCAAGAUGCACGAAGUAGCUAGCUAGAUAUUUCAAAGCGGAAAGCGGAU